Bursaphelenchus xylophilus (pine wood nematode) is the source of this 6917-nucleotide messenger RNA. Lineage: Eukaryota; Metazoa; Nematoda; Chromadorea; Rhabditida; Aphelenchoididae. The record is from the annotation of a GenBank genome assembly.
AUGUUGUGUUUUAGCCAAGCUCCAUUGUCGCAGCUCCGUCGACAUUGCGCACAUACUGAUAAUCAAGCCGAGAGACCCAUUUACAGUGUCAGCACUGCCACCAACUGAUCUUACGAAUAUUGGGUAAGAAUUUUGAUUAUUUCUUGUGGAUUUAGGUUAGUUUGUGGAAGUUUGGAUGACAAGAUAUUUUCUACAAGGUAUUAUGGAUCUUUUAAGCCGGAUUUCUUUAAAUGGGAAGCAAUUCCGCACUGUUCUUUGACAUUUUUUCCAUAAGACCCAUAGUACAAUAUUAUUUUGACUAAAAUUUGAUGUUUUCAUCACAGAUAAUUGAAAUUUGUCUGUUUUCAGGUCUGCACUGUAAUGUCCGUUAGUUUGUCGCGCUCCAUCUUCAACGAUAUCUCCAACGUUGAGGAGCGUCGGCCCCGUUCAGGCAAACGCCCAGAAGGCCGGAUUUCUCUGCGACAGGUCAGCGAGAAGACGUUCAAGAAGCGCGAGAUCACUCCAUCCAGGAACUUGGACGUGAAGACUGGUCAAGUUAUUGGCGACGGGGAUCGUUACGUCGGAGCCAUGAACAACGAACAAUUGGGGAUUGCUCAACACUUGAUGAGAGGUGGAGAUGAUUUUGAGGUGAGGGAUUUUUGACUUUUUUCUUGAACUUUUAGGGGGAAAAUUAGGGACAGAGGUUGGUGGUCAGGAUCAGUAAUUAGUAUGGAAAUAAGUUGCGGUAUAAUUCGGUGUCAACUAUUUUUUUAUAUUGUACUAGACGUCAACGAUAAGAGAACCAAAAAACUGUCGAUUUUGUGAUGAAUUUUGAUGUUAGAAUAAUCAGAGGAUGUUUUGAAACGUCUUGGUCCAAUUCAUUUCAGUCCGAAUGCCAUAAAGUUGCUUUGAGUAUCUACAGAAAACUAAAGUAAUAUCCGAAACGCAUAGUUUUGGAUUUUUGGCUUUUUAGAAAUUAUAGUUCUCUCUUUAUUUGUCAAUUGUUUGGCCUUUUUUAUCGGCUUCGGAACGCCUAAAUUGACUUUUAGACAUCAAUUCCCAUCAUGGAUAAUAUCCAUUUGUCGAAGUCUGACCCUCAGUUGCAAAUUUUGAGUGAUUCUUUGCUUGUUCAAACCUUAUUCGGCCGUAAAACUAGACUGUCUUGUUUGUGCAUCUGCUCUUAUAGUCUUUGCUCGCAUUUAUUUUUUCUCUUAGCGUACUUUCACGUCCUUCAUAUAGUCUAACGAGAAGACGGAAUGAAAAAAAUGCGGCACAGAUGUUUUUGGCAUCUAUAUUUUAUUUUAAGCGGACUCUAAUUUUUACACAUCGUCAUGAAUAAUGUUAUGCACGAAAUGGAGAAAUUUCGAAGUGAAAACCGAUAAACAUUGGGUAUGCAGACUGUAAAUUGAGUAGAAUCGAGCUGGAACCAGACGCAAUAAGCCAAAAUAUGAUGGAUAUUUUGGGGAAAUGAAGGGAAUUUUGGGAGUGUUGUAGACUUUUGGGAUUAAAAUGAAGGAUUUGGCCAAAGACUUGGUAGUUUUAGUCAUAAAUAAUGUCAGAAAUCUCUCUAUAGAUGAGAGGGAAAACAGGCCGGCAAUCAGGCGGGAGAGCGGAUGAUUUUACACCUCAUCUAGUCAGAAAAUUACACUACAGUGACGGACCUGAUCCAGUGGCAAAGAACGUACCAUUUUGCAUCCGGGAAGUAUAAAAAAUGUGGCAAAAUGCUUCCCUCUCCAAGUGAAAAAACUCCCGAUUUCAAAAGCGCGCCCGCUCUUUUUGUGAGAUGCCCUUCAAAACGAAGUUUUUUUUCCACUUGGAGAGGGAAGCGUUUUGCCACAUUUUUGGAGCUUCCCGGAUGCAAAAUGGUAUGUUUUUUGCCACUGGAUUGUGUCGGUCACUGCAAUGUGAUUUUCUGACUGGAUGAGGUGUAAAAUCAUCCGCUCUCCCGCCUUAUUGCCGGCCUGUUUUCCCUCUCAUCUAAUCCGCCGCUUUGAUCACCUGCUGUUCCGAGGCCAAGAAAACAGGAAAAGAACGCGAGCAGCGCUUAAGUGCCGAGGAGCGCUUGCGAUUUUUUUAUGCCGCUCGCUAAUUUUAUGCCAUGCUGAGGGCGUCCUUCUGCUCGCAGUGGCGUUGUUUGAGAUGGAUUUGCGAUCAGUCGGGGGUCAAAUUUCAGGCCGAAAUGAUGAAUAAAGGGAUAUUGAAUGGGAAAAGCAAAAAUCAGAGUGUAAAAUGCUGCAAAUAAGCAAUAAUAAAGAGAAAAAUAUUAGCUUUGGAACGUAAUUUGGUAUAAAGAGAUUAGAAGUGUGACAAGAUUCGUAAAAUACGACAUGUUAGGUUUAACUGUUUUAACGAGGAAAGUACUUUUAUGGGGUAUGGAGUUACAGGUCGAGUCAUAUAUCAAAAAAAUCGUAAAAUUUUUCUGAUUCUGAAUGUGUAUAAGUUAGCUGCCUUAUUUUGGCUUGUCAGGGUGAAAAAAACCUCAGAACUUUUCUCGCAACACCACACAAAUGCCCCUUUUUUAUAUUGGAACUACUAAUUAAGGUGUAGUGUUAAUCAAAUUUGAAAUUUUAAGGCUUGGCAAGAUGCCAGGGUUCAUUGACUUUAGCUCAAAACAAAGAUUUUGAUUUGGUAAAAACUUUGUCAAAAAGGCAUGUGCGUGGUGUUGCGUGAAAACUUCAGAGGAUUUUUUCACCCUUACAAACCAAAAUAAGGCAGCUAACUUUUACAUAUUCUGAAUUAUAAAAAUUUUGCAAUUUUUUUGAUAUGACUGGACCUGUAACUCCAUACCCCAUAGAAGUACUUUCCUUGUAAGGUGAAAAAAAGUUGCUGAUGAUGAGUUAAAAUACGUUUUAGUGUCAAUUUAUAACUUUUUAAAAGUCGUGAAGGUCAAAGUUUGCCUCAAAUGCAUCACAGUUUAGCUCUGGUUUUGUAGUUUUAGAUUUUUUUAAAGUCAUAAACAGAAUUUUUCCAUGAAUAGUGCUCCGAUUUUUGUUCAUUUAGAGUUUCACACAUCUGAAUGGCCUUUUAUGGCAUUGUAUUUAUCCUAUUAUCCUGAUUCUCGGAAGACUCGUGCAAAUUCCUAAUCUCAAGCCCGGGGAUUUACAGUAACGCGGCCCCACCGCUGUCCACCGGUUCCUCUCUGCACUCGCUUUUCGCCCGAAAACAACGCUAGCUUUUUUUUGAAAUCGAAGCGAGCGCGUCCUUUUUUCUCCGCUUCGUUGCCGAUGAGGAAAGAAAAUUUACGAGCAGGGCCUAACAGCGCCAUUAAAACCGAGAUAAAAUAAUGGAAACGGCGGAAUAAGCGCCUCAGAGAAGAGUGCACCAUGAAAUAUGGGCGAAGGAUUAAUAUACGACAUGUAAAUCGCAAACUACAGUAGGAUAAUAAGGAUUUACCGGCAAAAAAGAAGUGAUUUCUGGCUUGUUCGAGGAGAAAAUGUGAUUGUUUGUGGCUGCCUCACUCCCAUGUUCGGUACUUUGUAGGCUUUGCGAUGAUAAGUCAUCGCUUGCACUCGAAUACUCGAGGUUUUCGGCUCGAUUCAAAGAUGAAAAUGUUCGAAAAUGCUUGGAACUGCUUGAAAAUACUGUAUAUUCGGUAGUCUUGAAGGGAAGGAAAAUCUUAUUUACACAUUUGGCAGCAGUUUUCGGAACGUUUUUUCUAAUCCGUGACGUUCGGGAUACGUUUUCCUUGCCCUCCAUGUCGGCCAUUGCUCGCAAAAUGUCCAUCGGAUUUGGCCAAAUGUCGAGCGGAGCGACACACGUUCGAAUCCAACCCCACACGUUCGGACUAGCACGCUCGGCGGACGGUGUUGGGCCCUCAUCGGAUGAUUUUUGUGAAAUACUUGUUAUUGUCAUAGCACUGGGACGCCCGGUAGUCUUCAGCUCCCCUCCUCCCCACCACUGGCCUUGCCCCCACCAUGUGUAUGUUGGCUGCUGUUGUUUUUGAAUGGAGAAGAAAGAAGAAGAAGGGAGGCAAGGAAGCAGCGGCCCGUGGAAUAGUGCUAGCACACCCCCAAAAUUCUGAAUGCACGGCCCCUCUCUAAGCCCCCUGCUCGCCUCUUCCAUCCACGCCGUCUCGGCGCCCCCUGCUCGCCACCACCCCACUCCCCUUGCUUGCCCCGUGCAAGCCACCCGAACCAGCGGAGAGCGACGGGUGAAGGCCCUUUCUGGGCGCCCAGUGCUCGCGUUUCUUUCCACUACCCUUCCUCUUCCCCCACGACGCUCCAGCACUCUCUUUUUCUGCCUGCCCUAGCAUGUUUCGUUAGCGAAAAGAAGCGGAAAGCCGGCGUGGUGGCGGCGCCCAUGUCUUCACACAAACAACGCAAAAAUCGACGAGCCCUACGCCCAGUGCCUCUCUCACAGGGCUUCUCUCCUCUCUUCGAUAGCGCAAUGAAGGCAGGCGCGGAAAGCGAACGAAGAGAGCGCCCGCUAACGAAGAGUGUCGGCCGUCUGGAGGAUUGGAGGGACGAACGCCCACUAUUUCCCCACCCUCUGCCUCCGCACGAAGACAGAGGGAAGAGGAAAUAGUGCUCGUUGUUGCGAGCAGGCCAGGCUCCGAGCCCGGGGUGUUAGUUCAGUGCUCUCUUCUUCAGCCUUCCCUCGCUUCCUUCGCCCCACUGAAACGACCGUUGCCAGUGGAAAACGCAGUGGAGAAUGGGAAAGAAGAGGAGCCCCCCGUUGUUCUCUGUUGAGCUCCCCCCAACAGCCCCCCAUUUCCAGUGGUUCGCCUUCAGCCAGCAGUCCUCUUCCCUUCACUCCAUUGCCACCACAGAGCGCAGUGCAAAGACGCUUGCCUGUGUUUUUCACUGCUGGGCGCUGUGUUGUGUAGUGGAAAUUUCUCGACGUACCCAGCGCCGUUGUUCUCAACUGGACCAAUCGAUUUUUUGGAGUUAUGGGGUAGUUGAAGACCUCUAGAAUCGAUUUGUAGUUGGAUGGUUUGGCUGGUUUAGCCUUGGCGCGGAGAUAUGGCUUCUUGAAGUUACACUGGAAAUCGCCUUGAAGGCAUACUGUAGGUUGGUCUCGUUGCAUGUUGUAGCUAAAGCAUGACCAAAAUACUAUGUAGUAAUGAGUCAGAGAGGUCUGUAGACUAUUUUGGAGCACUGUUCCAUAUUCUGGACCUCUUUGAGAACGCGUGCCAAAAGUUGCGAGCACUGCGAAAUUUUUGCGAGUAGGAACGGCCAAGCCCCCCAGGGAUGGGAAUGGCCCCGGAUUUGGUUUGGCCUUUGUCUCCAAUAAGUUUUUGAAGUUUCGAAAGUUUCUAAAGUGGAGAUUAUAAAGAUUCGAAUUCAAAAAUUGACCCGCCGCGAAAAUAAUUGUCAUUCGGCGCGUCUCAACUAUCGAUUUUUCGGGGCGAAAAGACGGAGGGGCAUCACUUGGAAUAGUAAUGGGGUGGGAAAUGUAAAAUACGGCGAAUUUAGGGUAGUUGGGUUACUGUAGAUUUUGCAAUGAUGUAGUUUUUUGAAUAUUUUUAAAUAUUUUUUGGGGGAAAAAUCUUUUUUGAAUAUUUUUUGGUAAAAUGAAAACCUUUCCAUUUUCCUAUUUUCUAAAUCUACAACGAGCUAAUCUAACAUAAUUUCAGGACCCAUUGAACACCUCCAGCUCGGCACCAUGCUCUCCAGAGUCGAAGGAUCGCCGGGACAUGAAGAUGCGGCUGAUGAGAGCGCGCUCCGCCGGCGACAUCUCCAGUGCCCCGAACGACCUCCGAAUAGUCUCGUACAAGCGUGGACUGUGCCCGAAACCUCCGCCGGGCCACCGAAGCAAGCCAGCCGUCAUGUACACGUGUGUACAGCCGUCCUCGACCGCCAAAAGACAUCAAAGAUAUCUGCCGAAGUCGCCGGUCCGAAUCCUCGACGCUCCCACGAUAAACGAUGACUUUUAUUUGAACAUCAUGGACUGGGGCCAAACAAAUGUGGUGGCGGUCGCCCUGGACAAUGUGGUGUAUUUGUGGCACGCGGAGAGCGGAGAUGUCGACACUUUGGAUGAGUUUGAUGGAGUUUCGGUGUCGUCGGUGAAAUGGUCGGAAGAAGGACGGUAUCUGAGCGUUGGCCUAACGAACGGCCAAUUGAAGCUGUAUGACGUCACGACAAAGCGAAAUCUCAGAACCAUCACCUCUCAACUCCAAAGGAUCGGAUGUAUCUCGUGGAAGAAGAGCGUCGUCACCUACGGAUGCAGAUCAGGCCGAAUCUACAACCAUGACACCCGAAGAGCCCAAAGUUUGAUCGGAGACUUUGACUUGCACACUGGAGAAGUAUGUGGAGUGAAAUGGUCGCCGGAUGAGAAGCACUUGGUCAGCGGUGGAGCGGAUCAAACCGUCAAUGUGUGGGACGAACGCCAAAUCGGCGCUGAUGACCCUCAGCCGACCCAUACCUUUGUGGAACACACCGCAACGGUCAAAGCCAUCGAAUUCGUGCCGUUCCUCGGAAUGAACAAUAAUAUGGUCGCGACUGGCGGAGGUUUGAAUGAUGGAACCGUCAAGAUUUGGAACUUAUCAACUGGGCAAUUGCACAGCUCUUACAAUACGGAUAAUCAGGUAAGAAUUGGGGAUCUGAUAUCGGAAUAGAGUUCGGUAAUGGAACCAGGGCAUUUGGUUCUAAAUUUACACUGUAAGGUAUAUGACUGUUCCCUUUCAGAUAUCCGGAAUCCUCUUCAACAAGAACUACAAGGAGAUGUGCACCUCGCACGGCAAUCCCAGGUCCUUCCUUCGCUUCCAUCACUACAAAAAUCAGAAGUUCGAAGCCGUCGGCGAUAUCGACAGCCACACUGGUCGCAUCCUCUCCCUCACCCAGUCACCAUGUGGUCAAUUUGUCCUCUCAGCCGCCUCGGACGAAACUCUCCGCCUCUGGAACUGCUGGAAACAAGACAAAUCGGUCUCGGCACUAACCUCAACCAUGCGCCAAAUGAAACUCCAAAACUCGUCGACGAAUGCACCAUCAAUCCGAUAA